Molecule: messenger RNA, 723 nt
Organism: Aphanomyces astaci
Lineage: Eukaryota; Oomycota; Saprolegniomycetes; Saprolegniales; Verrucalvaceae
Exons: 1
Coding region: 140-613 (157 amino acids)
Source: RefSeq, a predicted model, not a curated record
CGCGAAUUUACUCCGGCGUGUUUCACGAGCUAGAAUUGUGAUGCUGUCGUGUAUCUACGUUAAGUCGUCUUUGUGCCACCAAACGGUUUCGUUAGCGGUUUCGAGAUUGUGAAACGCUCCAACGUAUUCAACCUUUGAGAUGCCCACGACGACGACGACCAAGCGGCCGCCCGCCAAGCUCGUGUACAAAGCCAAGAACGAGCUGCCUCUGGUGACGCCCAAGGAGUCGUCCAACAUGAACCGAUCGACUAGCGGCAUCGCGGGGGUUCUGGACUCGCUCAAGGGCAAGAUGGACAUCCUCGACCACGAGAUCAAGGCCGACCAAAAGGGGAAAAAGGAUUACGAGGACGAACUGUUCAAACUCAACACCCGCAAGCAGGACCUGACGGCGCACCUGACCGAGUGCCAGCGGUGGAUCGACCUCUUCGCGUCCAAGAUCCAGCCCCUUGAGAACAGCUACAGCGCCACGACCGUCGACAUGCGCGACGAGUACAACGAGGCCAAGGUCAAACACACCAACGGACUGCAAGUGCUCAUCGACAACUUCAACUACCACCCCGUGUUCAAGCGCUACAACGACGACUUUACCGCCGUACCGUUUCGGCCUAAAUAAAUACUCUACUACUACAGUACUACCUGGUGGGCCUUACUACUGUACUACUAGUAGUAUGUAGUAGUCUAGUACUACUAGUAGUAUGCAUGAAUAAUACUAUUAGUACUACA